UAUUAGUUUACUGUUUUUUGCCUAGUUAUCUUGGAGUUUGAGUUGAUACUAUCUAAUUUUAAAAAAGCAAUUUUUAAUUUAUAAUUUUUCAACAAAAAUAUACGUCACAUCAACGUCAACAGACCCCGCCUUUACCUGCUGGUGGAUUUUAGAGUAUGCUAACCCUGCAAAAGGCUAACCAUGAAAAAAUCCCAAAAAAGAAAAGUUUCGGAAGAAAAUAGAGAGUUUAAUUCAGCGUGGACAUAUUUAUUUGCAUUCACCGGCAACAACGCUGGCUUACCUGUUUGCUUGAUAUGUGGCGAGAGAAUAUCGAACAACAAAAAAUGUAACGUUGAAAGACAUUUUCAAAACAGGCACUUAGCAUUCGCUGAAAAAUACCCAACCGAAGAUGAGCGAAAGAAAGCAAUUUCGGAACUGCUGCGAAAAGCUGAAGAGAGCAAACUAUCUUUCAAGAAGUGGAUCAGCUCUCCACAGCCAACUAGCACUACUAGUUGUGUGGCAGCUCUGGAGAUUGUAAAGAGGGGGAAGCCUUUCACAGAUGGAGAAUAUUUGAAAGAAUCGUUCAUAAAAAUAUCAGAGCAUCUAUUCUCCGACUUUAAAAACAAGGGGGAAAUUAUUCAGAAAAUUAGAGAAAUGCCUCUCUCCGCAAAGACCGUCAGAGACAGGACCAUUAAAAUGGCGGAAAACAUCAGCCGUAAGCAAAUUGAUGACAUCGAUUCAGCUCAAGCAUUUUCAAUUGCCUGUGAUGAGUCAAGUGAUGUAAACGAUGUUGAGCAGACAGCACUGUUAUGCAGAUAUGUCAACUGUGAUGGGCCUCAGGAAGAACUGAUUGAACUCAUACCGCUAAAGGGCCAAACACGAGGGCAGGACAUUUGUGAGGCUGUUGUGAGUUGUCUAGACGCGAAAGGAAUAAACACCACUCACCUGGUGUCAGUGUCUACUGAUGGGGCACCCAGUAUGAGAGGAGCACAGAAGGGCUUUGUGAAUUUGCUUCAAAAGUCACUGGAUCGAGAGCUGAUGGCGUUUCACUGCAUCCUCCACCAAGAAGCACUGUGCGCACAAACAUUCCCCCCCGAAUGUGUCGAAGUGAUGAACGUCGUUAUCAAGAUAGUGAACAAAAUAAUUGCGAACGGGUUAAGCCACCGACAGUUUUGUUCAUUGUUAGAAGAAGUCGACAACGCAUAUUCAGAUCUCCUGCUGCACAACAAAGUCCGGUGGCUGUCCAGGGGAGAGGUGCUGAAACGCUUUGCUACCUGUCUGGAGCAUGUGAAAACGUUCUUGGAAAGCAAAGGCCUCCGCUAUCCUGAACUAGAAGACCUCGAUUGGCUGGGUAAAUUUUACUUCAUGGUGGAUAUGACAAGUCACUUGAACACGCUGAAUAAAAAUCUACAAGGAAAGGGAAGCACGGCCCUGCAGAUACUGGAGAAUGUUUUGGCAUUUGAGCGCAAGAUGACAGUGUUCGCAAGAGAUGCACAAAAACGUACGCUCUCUCACUUCCCCUCCCUAAGAGAGUUUAAAGAAGCGAACAAUGAAAUAAAUUAUGAAUAUUUCCACCGUGCCAUCAUUGCAAUGCAAGCUGCAUUUGGAGAAAGAUUCAGUGAUUUCAGAAAGGAGAAACAUACUCUCUCUUUCCCUGUCACACCGCUGGACAUCGACCCAUCCUUGCUGAACACAGUUGCAUUCACCAGAGUAAGCAAGCCUGAUCUAGAAAUUGAACUGGCCGACAUAGCGGAUAAAGAUUUGUGGGUAAAUAAGUUCAAAACACUGACGGCGGAUCUUGAAGAAGUCGCCCGUCAGAAGGCUACGCUGGCUAAAGAGCACAAAUGGAAUGAUAUGGAAAAACUCCCCCACCCCGACAAACUUGUUUUUGAAACAUGGAGUGCCAUUCCUGACACGUAUAUUAACAUGAAAAAUUAUGCAUUUGGAGUCUUGUCCAUCUUUGGCUCAACAUACUAAUGUGAGCAAGUUUUCUCAAGCAUGAAUUUUAUAAAGUCCAAACACCGCUCCCGCCUCAAAGAUGAGAGCCUACAGUCCUGUAUGAAGAUCAAAGUCACAUCUUACAGCCCCGACAUAGGGAAGGUCUGCAGCGAACUUCAGACACAGAAGUCACAUUAAAAUGGUCCUUCAGUUGAUUGCUGGCUGAGCAAAAAACCCGAAGAGGACGAGAGAACACUGACAUGGACUUGUCAAAGACUCUCCUAAUUUUCUUUUUCUUUUAAAAGCUGCUAAGUUGCAGCUAAAUGUUUUAUUUAUAUUAAAGUGGGCUAGUUUUUAUUUUACUUUUACAAAAAAUAUACGGUGGACUUAAAUAGGCCUACAGUUAACAGUUUAAUUUAUUUCAAAGCAGGCCUACAAAUGCACAUUGCACUUCUGUUUGUUUUAUUCAGUGGUUGUAACAGGUAAAAUAAAAAAAAGAUGAAAAGUUAUUUUUUGCGGCUCCCUACGAUUUUUUU
Oreochromis niloticus (Nile tilapia) is the source of this 2453-nucleotide messenger RNA. Its product is annotated as general transcription factor II-I repeat domain-containing protein 2B. The record is from RefSeq and is a predicted model, not a curated record. The transcript has 2 exons. NCBI's taxonomy places the organism in Eukaryota, Metazoa, Chordata, Actinopteri, Cichliformes, Cichlidae. Bases 181 to 1956 code for a protein of 591 amino acids.